AUGCCUUCCCUGCCUAUCCCCGAUGGCGGCAUAUCGCUGGGGACCUCCCGCCAGGAGGCCGCCAGAUCUGGUCCCGCGAUGGAGGUCGUGGGCCUCUCCCUCGCCGAUAGCGUCAUCGAGGAGAUGAUCAAAUGUGUGCAGCAUGGAAAACCAAUACAAUUGUCCUUGGGGGAACAUCCGAGUAUAUCCUACGGGACGAGAACCCAGCACCUUUCAACCUCCGUCGACCCCUUCACCCACGAACUCUAUCGCUCUACAGAAUCAGAUCCUCAAUCCCCCCCAAGUCCAUCCACGAUGUCGGCCCAACCCCAAUACGUCAAGAAAAGCAACCACACCCACCCCCUCUUCAUUUCGAACUUCCAUGCCAAGUUCGGUAUCAAACUUUUCAGACCUACCCCGAAACCUGGUUCCAAGCCUGCUCCCGUCACACCGGUCCCCGACCCUAUUAGCGAAUCUACGGAUGCUGCCCUGGCGCAAUUGCAGGCCUCUUUGGCUUCAGAGAAUGCGAGGAAGAAGGAGAAUACCACCAAAUUCAUUAGGGAGGGCCUUCCGGUUCCAGGUCAGCGAGGCGCAAAGCUGAGCAAGAAGAACAAUAAGCUCUUGUCCCAAAGCACUGGACGAUCGAUGCCCUCCAGCCCAGCUGUCUCGGGUGUCGGUUCACCUGCCCUCGGUGCCACACCCACCCCCGCCCCCCUCUCCCAAGUCCAACAACAGGCAGAGCACCUCAAGGCCUCGCGCAAGCCAGUCAUCCAUUUGUUGGCCCUUGACCCGAUGACCGAGGAUGCGCUCGAGGCUGCUCUACCCAAGCUCAGCAAAAGCGACCUCAAGCAAGCAUUGCAGAAAGUGGGCGAUCUGAACGAGACGACCGGCAAAUGGGAGCUGAGGAAGCUCUGGUUCAAAGAGCUGGAUGUUUGGACCUUCAAGUACUCCAGCCGCGAGGAUCGCCAGCGGGUCAUUGACAAUGCUGUUAAGCAGUAUGACAAGAUGAGACUGGGCUACUCGGACCCUGAGUGGGACCGGCUCUUGCCGAAGUCGGAACGCGGAUCUGGAAAGUGCUUGAGUAAGCUCCAAGGUCAGAUUCGCCAGGUGGGAAAUCCAAUGCCACCCAAAAAGGUCAAGGUUCAGAAGGAUGAUAAAUCUGGACGCGACACAUCGGGCAGCGAGGAUUUGUUUGAUGAGAAACCUGCACCCAAGGGAAAGGGGGAGGGGGCGAAAUCCGCGUCGCAGGGCCUUGGCAGCAAGGUGAAGAAGCCCAGCGAGAAGGAAGCUCAGGCCAAACGAUUGCUCUCCAAGAAUCCAACCCAGGCCAAGGCAACACCAGCCCCCGUUAAGAAGGAGAAGCAGCCCAAGGCAGGAACCAAAGUCCUCUCGACCGAAUUCGUUUUGGACUCGGAUGAAGAAGAUACCUACAUGCCCGCAACCAAGCCGCUUCCUAGACCAAUUGACAAGAAGAAGCGCUCUCGCGACGAAGAAGAUGAGACGAGCGAUUCGAGCAUCCCACUGAGCAAGAAAGUGAAGAAGGACGUUGUCGCGACCUCGCACCGAAUCUCCGAUGCCAGCCAAUCUUCGCGCCUCACCAACACCUCGACUCACUCCUCUGCCUCAACCAAGGGCAAGAACACCUCUCCCCAGAAGUCAUCGCCACUUGCCUCCUCUCCCCCUACCAAUGCAUCCGAAUUCGACAACUCCUCCGGAAACCGCACCGUAUCCUCCUCGUCCGCUUCCCCUGCGGCCCAUGCCAACCUCAAAGGCUCUCGUUCCCCAAUCCAGAAGCGUCACCAAAAGUCCUCAUCCGUUACCUCGUCCACUUCAUCCAAUAGCUCUACCCGCUACUUGAAGCCGGAGGUUGUUGACUUGGCGCGCAAGUACCGAAGCUUCUACCCCACCUACGAGGCCCUGCACCGCGAGAUCGCCAACGCCAAACCAGGAUCCCGGAACAGCGAGAAGGAGAACGAAUUGCUGGAUAUGCACUCGCGCCUUGCGGCUAUGAAGCGCAAAAUUGUAGCUGGUAUUGUUGAGGUUUAA
Molecule: messenger RNA, 2025 nt
Organism: Venustampulla echinocandica
Lineage: Eukaryota; Fungi; Ascomycota; Leotiomycetes; Helotiales; Pleuroascaceae
Exons: 3
Coding region: 1-2025 (674 amino acids)
Biological process (GO): transcription elongation by RNA polymerase II
Cellular component (GO): transcription elongation factor complex
Source: RefSeq, a predicted model, not a curated record